GGGCUAGGCUGCGCAAUAAUCGGUAGUAUCGAGCUUUGUGCCAUCCCUAUCACCAAUAACAAACAAAUAAUUGGACUGCACAAUAGAAAUAUUAUCAGUAGAAAUAUAGGGGACAAGCCAGCAUGAUUGGAACCAUGUCACCGUAGUUUCAUUAACAACAACAUCGUAUUACUCACUGCAAACAUCCCGAAAGACACGCCGUGACGUCACUGGCAAAACAAAGCAAAAACUGCGCAGAAAAACCAGGGGAAUCUGUUAAGCAAGGUCCAUUGGAAAAAAAGGGGUGGGGGGUGUUAUAGAAACUGAUCCCCCCGAUUUCACUUUUACCACAAUUAAAACUGAUUAAAAAUCAAGGCGGUGCGAGCUCAAAGUCUUCAGUUCACGAUGACGCGCGAUGAGAAACUGCCACUCAAACAGGCGGAGGUCUCCAUCCAAAGGUUUCAGGAUGUGGCAGUUCCCCACCAUCUGAGCCUCCUAAAAAACCACCGUAGCAAUAUAGAGAAAAGUCUGGCACUGGGCGACUGGCAAAAAAUAAAAAAAGAGGAACUCAAUGCUCUAAGAGUCAUCAAACAGAUCAAGAAUCUUCUCCUGGAAAUGGACGCACUACGGGAAAAGGUGCGGGAGGAGGAUCUGGAACGCUUUGAUGACCUAAUGAAACCUGGCAGGGAUACUGCCUUCGCUGGCAUGAAGGAAUUUGCGGAGCUCCAGCUUAAAUCUCCUACCUCCACUUUGAGUUCCCAGUGCGACGACGACCUGGACAAUCAGCCACAGGAGGUGGAUAUGAACUGCUUACCCGCACACCGGCACAUGCCCCAGCUGCAACUCAACUUCCAGCUGGAGGAACACCAACUGGCCCAGAGACAAUCCUGCCUGGAUCAGAUGGAGAACCUGCAACAGGAGAUCUACGAUCUGCACGGAAUGUUCCAGGGAAUGCGUCAACUGACUUCAGAGCAAUCUGUGGCGGUGGAGAAGAUAGCGGACAAUGCUGAGGAAGCUCUGGAGAACGUCCAGCAAGGCGAGCUGAAUCUGCGCCGGGCGCUAACCUAUAAGAAGGCCAUGUACCCCGUAGUUGGAGCUCUUCUGGGCACCUGUGUGGGUGGACCUAUUGGACUGGUGGCGGGUAUGAAAGCUGGAGGAUUGGCGGCGGUGGGAUGUGGCAUACUGGGCUUCACCGGUGGCUCCGUGCUGAAGGCCAAUCCCAAUGUAAUGCACGGCAACGUCGAGGAGGAGCAGGCGGAGCCCGAUAGCGAGUCCACGGAGAGACUGGAGCUUAAAGAGAAGCCAGAAUGACCCGCAGGAGUAAGUGCCCGAUCCGCAUCCACGGCUCUGGCCACCACGCACAUCUGGUCGGCGAAUACACGACGCUUGGAGGCAGCCACCACCGGAGUGAUUUGCAGUGUGCGCAGCUAUUGUUCCGUUCAGUAGAGAUUUGACACCGAUUUUAGUUGAAUUUUCCCAUUUUGUGAUUUUCCACGUGCAGUAGAGCUAAAGCAUAAUGUAACUCCACUUUGUGUAUAGUUUAAGCGUUGGAUACUUGUUGUUCACAUGACACCGCAACUGUGUGUAGAUUUUAAGGCUUUAAAAUGCAAUAAUAACUCGUAGCUUUAAAAAGUUAUGGAUAUAACUAUUCAA
Drosophila erecta is the source of this 1632-nucleotide messenger RNA. It is a transcript of the gene Syx17, whose product is annotated as syntaxin-17. The transcript has 3 exons. Gene Ontology annotation, molecular function: SNAP receptor activity; SNARE binding. The coding region runs from base 385 to 1290 and encodes 301 amino acids. Lineage: Eukaryota; Metazoa; Arthropoda; Insecta; Diptera; Drosophilidae. Gene Ontology annotation, cellular component: plasma membrane; autophagosome membrane; endomembrane system. The record is from RefSeq and is a predicted model, not a curated record. Gene Ontology annotation, biological process: vesicle fusion; exocytosis; intracellular protein transport.